GGGUGAGUGGCCAGAGACCGUGCAGGGCUUCGGGACACUGGACGGGCAGUUGCUUCCAAUCGCGAGAGUGCGAACGUGGGGUGCAAAACGGGUCCCCUUCAUCGCGGCUCGUUUCUGGCAUCAUGGCGCAGAGGGCCUUCCCGAAUCCUUAUGCCGAUUAUAACAAAUCCCUGGCCGAAGGCUACUUUGAUUCUGCUGGGAGGCUGACUCCUGAGUUCUCACAACGCUUGAACAAUAAGAUUCGAGAGCUUCUUCAGCAAAUGGAGAGAGGCCUAAAGUCAGCAGACCCUCGGGAUAGCACUGUUUACACUGGCUGGGCAGGUAUUGCUGUGCUUUACUUACACCUCUAUGAUGUGUUCGGGGACCCUGCCUACCUACAGAUGGCACAUGGCUAUGCAAAGCAAAGUCUGAACUGUUUGUCCAAGCAUUCCAUCACCUUCCUUUGCGGGGAUGGGGGCCCCCUAGCAGUGGCUGCUGUGGUGCAUCACAAGAUGAACAAUGAGAAGCAGGCAGAAGACUGCAUCACCCGGCUAAUUCACCUAAAUAAGAUUGAUCCCCAUGCUCCAAAUGAAAUGCUCUAUGGACGGAUGGGCUACAUCUACGCUCUUCUCUUUGUGAAUAAGAACUUUGGAGUGGAAAAGAUUCCUCAAAACCAUAUUCAGCAGAUUUGUGAAACAGUCUUAACGUCUGGUGAGAAACUAGCUACAAAGAGAAACUUCACAGAAAAGACUCCACUGAUGUAUGAAUGGUACCAAGAAUAUUAUGUGGGAGCUGCUCAUGGCCUGGCAGGAAUUUAUUACUACAUGAUGCAGCCCAGCCUUCAAGUGAACCAUGCGAAGUUACAUAGCUUGGUCAAGCCCAGUGUAGACUACGUCUGCCAGCUGAAAUUCCCUUCUGGCAAUUACCCUCCUUGUGUGGACGAUACUCGGGAUCUGCUAAUUCAUUGGUGCCACGGUGCUCCUGGGGUGAUCUACAUGCUCAUUCAGGCCUAUAAGUUGUUCAAAGAGGAACGGUAUCUCAAUGAUGCCUAUCAGUGUGCCGAUGUGAUCUGGCAGUAUGGCUUGCUGAAGAAGGGAUACGGACUGUGCCACGGUGCUGCAGGGAACGCCUACGCCUUCCUGUCCCUGUACAACCUCACGCAGGAUGCGAAGUACCUGUAUAGGGCCUGUAAGUUCGCUGAAUGGUGCUUAGAUUAUGGAGAACACGGAUGCAGAACGCCAGAUACCCCCUUCUCCCUCUUUGAAGGAAUGGCUGGAACAAUAUAUUUCUUGGCUGACCUCCUAGUGCCCACGAAAGCCAGGUUCCCUGCAUUUGAACUGUAAAAGGGAAGUCCCCCCACUGUGACUCACUGCAUGAGCCUUUCUGUGUAUCAAACCUGGGCUAAAGCAACUAAUAGAGUCAAACU
Molecule: messenger RNA, 1405 nt
Organism: Hippopotamus amphibius kiboko
Lineage: Eukaryota; Metazoa; Chordata; Mammalia; Artiodactyla; Hippopotamidae
Gene: LANCL1
Product: LanC like glutathione S-transferase 1
Exons: 10
Coding region: 123-1322 (399 amino acids)
Biological process (GO): carbohydrate metabolic process; peptide modification
Cellular component (GO): plasma membrane
Source: RefSeq, a predicted model, not a curated record